Colletotrichum destructivum is the source of this 2353-nucleotide messenger RNA. Its product is annotated as Putative major facilitator superfamily, MFS transporter superfamily. The transcript has 7 exons. The coding region runs from base 670 to 2220 and encodes 516 amino acids. The record is from RefSeq and is a predicted model, not a curated record. Gene Ontology annotation, biological process: transmembrane transport. NCBI's taxonomy places the organism in Eukaryota, Fungi, Ascomycota, Sordariomycetes, Glomerellales, Glomerellaceae. Gene Ontology annotation, cellular component: membrane. Gene Ontology annotation, molecular function: transmembrane transporter activity.
UGGUGCGAUGCAGCUUCGCGGGCACGUCCAGUGUAACAUUGUGAUCCCUAUCCCUGCACUGCAACAGCACCCCUCCUCCACCCGCCUCUCAACCUCCCGAGUAUCAUUACCCGACGUGACGGCAAUCUUUGCCCCCCGAUCUCUCUCCCUUCGAGUUGUCUCCCGCCUCAUUGGGCAAUUUGUUUUAUGCAGCUGUGCCCGGAUAAGAUGUCGAGGAAUGGCUGGUGGUUAUGAGGUCCACACCUUGUGUUCGAUAGGAACCAACUGACAUGUCAGUCCGUCGUGCAAGGAGAAAACUUUUCCUCCCAUGUUCGCUCGCCGCUCGCUCUGGGCCCACCGAUAGAGCCCCGUGGUCGGCUGUCCUGCGAUGGAGAAAACGAUCGUCCGUUGGAUCUCUCCGCGGGAAUCCUUAUCUCAACUUGUUGGGAGGAGGGGCCAGGGACUACGUUGCCUCCGGCAGUCACAAUAGCUGUGAUGGAAGCGACUUUCAUAUAACCACCACCGUCCUGUGCCUUGUAGCAGUCAUGUUACUGCUUUCAGGGCAAGCCAUUUUGAACAUCGAACCAACAGUCGCUACUCGCCGCCAUCUUAGGAUCUCAACUACGAUCCCCGUGUGUGCGCGCGCGUGUGUCUCGAGAACCCCAUUCCCCCCUGUGAACCAUUCCAAACAUGGCCUCACCUCAAGAUGUGGAAGCUCCUAUGACGGAGAAGAAGGUCGCUGUCGUCUCGGACCAGUCCGAUACCACCAGCGAGGCCAACGGCGAGACCGAUCUCGUAUCUGUGGAAGCCCAGUACACCAAAGAGGAGUUUCACAAGCUCAAGCGCAAGGUCGACAAGUACCUCCUCCCACUCAUGUGGAUAUGCUACGGCAUCCAACAGGUCGACAAGACCGCUCUAGGCACCCAGGCCAUUUUCGGUCUGCGCGAAGACACGGGCCUAAAGGGUCAGGAGUAUUCAUGGCUGACGACCAUCUUCUACAUCACUUACAUGUGCUUCGAGUUCCCGAGCAACAUCGUCCUCCAGCGCUACAAGAUGGGCCGCACCCUCUCCGUCUACAUGAUCUGCUGGGGCAUCAUCGUGCUCUCCAUCGGCUUCGCCAAGAACUUCACCCACCUCAUCGUCCUCCGCGCCCUGCAGGGCGCCUUUGAGUGCUGCAUCUCGCCCGGCUUCAUCCUGCUCGUCGGCACCUGGUACAAGACGCGCGAGCACGCCUCGCGCUCCCUCGUCUUCCAGAGCGCCAACGCCGGCUUCGGUGUCAUUGCCCACCUCAUCAUGUACGCCAUUGGCGCCUCGACGCAGCACAAGGAGGGCGCCCAGCCGUGGCGCUACAUCUCUUAUUUCCUCGGUAGUCUUACGACGGCCAUCGGAUGUCUCUGCCUGUUCCUCCUAGGGACCCCUUCAGAGGUGAAGUGGUUGACCAAGGCCGAAAAAGAGAUGGCGAGCGCGCGCAUCAUGUCCAACAACACCGGCCACGACCGCACCGCGAUUAAGGGGUGGAAGUGGAAGCAGGUCCGCGAGUGCCUCAUCGACCCAUGCUUCUGGUUCGCGGGAAUCAACGCCUUCCUCAGCUCCGUGCCCAACGGCGGUCUUACGACCUUCAGCAGUAUCAUUAUGACGUCCUUUGGCUUCACCAACCUACAGACCAUCCUUAUCGACAUCCCCCGCUCCGUCAUGUCUGUCAUCAUCUUCAUCUGCGUCGGGUUCCUCACCAGCAAGCGCGCCAACCUGCGCCUCUGGAUCAUGGCUUGUUCCGUGCUCCCGCCCUUCGCCGGCUUUCUCGGCAUGUCCCUGCUCCCCAACGACCCGGCCAUCAAGUGGACCAAGUGGGGGUGCUACUUCAUCACCGUGCCCUUCGUCCUCGGCCUCUUCCUCGCCUGGACCCUGAUCCCGAGCAACACGGCCGGCCGCACCAAGCGCACCAUCACGAGCAGCUUCACCUUCGUCGGCUACUGCGUCGGCAAUAUGGUCGGCAGCCAGAUCUUCAAGGCCAAGGACGCGCCCAAGUACACGCCCGGCACGAUCGGCUGCGCCAUCUGCUUCGGGCUGGAGUUUGCUCUGAUCCUGACGUGGCGGUGGGUGCUCGUGAGGCGCAACAGGAAGAGGGACGCCGACAUGGCCGUCGACGGUCUGACGGUCGAGGAAAGGGCCAAGAGGGGCAAGGAGUUUGGCGAGCAGGACUACACCGACUUUGAGAAUCCUUACUUUCGAUACACGCUCUAGAGACGCGUUGGGUGGCAAGCAACAGAGGACGUGGUUUCAUUUCAAGCAAGGUUGGACUCUGGUUUUGGGCGGUGUUUAGACGAGGCACAGUCGCCUCUGAACGAGAUUUGCGAACUCCCAAAGGACCGCACCG